AUGACAGCGACUAUACCUCCGGGCAUCUCUUCAACAGUACCUCCUGCCGCCAACAAUGUCGUCGACCCCGUUCGGCCUUCGUUGCCUCGCCGCUCCUCCUCGCUGCAUAAGCAAGUGAUAGCUAAACUCCGCCCUCUGCCGUUCCAAUACCUUUGGUCAGUUUGGCACUCCAAGUCAAAUCUUCAGCCGACCAGCAACAACAACAAUCACCACCACCAGCAUUCACCCGACUCGUACCAGUUGACAAUGUUGGUUGAUUCGGUGGCCGACAUCGGCACAUUCUACCGCAUUUUCAACAACCUGCCGUGGUCUCAGGUCAAACCACAGGACAGCAUCCACAUUUUCCGCGCUGGCGUCCAGCCGCUGUGGGAGGACGAGGAGAACCGGAAAGGUGGGCGCUGGUUGAUUCGAGUCCGGCCGGAAGAAGGGAAAGAUAUCAGGUGCUGGGAGGAGAUCUGCUUGUUGUGUUGUGGAGGAGAAUUGCAAGCAGCCAUUACCCAAGGUACGUCUCGAUCCCAGCUUUAUCGUCUUGAUGACCAUUGA
Molecule: messenger RNA, 543 nt
Organism: Fonsecaea erecta
Lineage: Eukaryota; Fungi; Ascomycota; Eurotiomycetes; Chaetothyriales; Herpotrichiellaceae
Exons: 1
Coding region: 1-543 (180 amino acids)
Biological process (GO): translational initiation
Cellular component (GO): eukaryotic translation initiation factor 4F complex
Molecular function (GO): translation initiation factor activity; RNA 7-methylguanosine cap binding
Source: RefSeq, a predicted model, not a curated record